AUGUGUACAUUCAGUGGUUUGGUCUUGCCUAAAAUGGUAGUGGAAGAAUUGGGUGUUGAACGUACUGAUGUUGGUUGUCUAGGUUAUGGGAUAUACUUUUCUGAUUCUGCUUCGACGUCUUUAAAAUAUACGACAGCAAGUACAGUACGACCAGGUCGUCGCCUGUUAUGCAUUUGUCAAGUAGCCCUUGGCGAAUCAGCUAAUUAUUAUUCAUUUUCACCGACUCUCACCAAAGCUCCGGAUGGUUUUCAUAGCACACAUGGAGUUAAACGAACAGAAGAUAACCAUUCAAUGUUUAAUGAUAAUGAAUAUGCGAUCUAUCAACUCGAUCAACAACGUUUACUCUACAUUGUGGAAAUUUCAUGGGCACCAAAAGAUAAUCUCAAUAUCGAAUUAGAACGAUUACCAAUUAUUCAUCAUCAACAACAUGCAUUAAAAUUGAGUGAACAUGUCGAAGUUCCCAUGACAAUCGAUGAUGAAAUCAUUGAAAUAGCUGAACAAGACUAUGGCUUAAUAUGUUCAUCAUCGGGAAAACUUGUACCACUUAAAUUAUUUCAUAUUCGUGCUCAAAUUGUUGAUAUUACAGUUGAAGAUAAUGAAUAUGCGAUCUAUCAACUCGAUCAGCAACGUUUACUCUACAUUGUGGAAAUUUCAUGGGCACCGAAAGAUAAUCUCAAUAUCGAAUUAGAACGAUUACCAAUUAUUCAUCAUCAACAACAUGCAUUAAAAUUGAGUGAACAUGGUAAUGAUGAUUCUUUUUUAUUAGAUUAG
Rotaria sp. Silwood2 is the source of this 771-nucleotide messenger RNA. The record is from the annotation of a GenBank genome assembly. Lineage: Eukaryota; Metazoa; Rotifera; Eurotatoria; Philodinida; Philodinidae.